This is a messenger RNA of Myxocyprinus asiaticus (Chinese sucker), 3762 nucleotides long. It is a transcript of the gene mybl2a, whose product is annotated as v-myb avian myeloblastosis viral oncogene homolog-like 2a. Gene Ontology annotation, molecular function: protein dimerization activity; RNA polymerase II cis-regulatory region sequence-specific DNA binding; DNA-binding transcription factor activity, RNA polymerase II-specific. NCBI's taxonomy places the organism in Eukaryota, Metazoa, Chordata, Actinopteri, Cypriniformes, Catostomidae. Gene Ontology annotation, biological process: regulation of DNA-templated transcription. Gene Ontology annotation, cellular component: nucleus. The transcript is spliced from 9 exons. Bases 312 to 2750 code for a protein of 812 amino acids. The record is from RefSeq and is a predicted model, not a curated record.
AGGCAGCAGCAGUUGAGUGAGACAACAAACAGAUGGUAGAUAUUUAUUACACUGACAAUAAUAGAUUCAAUACACCCAUAAGCUUCUGUUCACCUCAUGAAUAAUCGGUGACAUUUCAGAAACUUCUGGAGGACAGUAAAGAUAUGCCUGUGCAAGUGUUUGGUUCGGUAAAAUAUGGGAGUGACAACUGCAUUCUACAAGCAAAUUAACUCAAAAAAAAAUUCAGGUUCAUUAUACUCAUCCAGCUGUUCCUUUGAGUCUUCCUUUAAAAGUAUUUGCUGUGGAUUACUCUACACAGGAAAUUAAGUGUAAUGGAAGGCGGUGCGAGCAUUGAGUCAAAGUCUGAGGGAAAUCCUGAUUCUGAAAUUGAUGAAGAUAUUGAGCAACUGAAGACCAAAUGGACUUUACAAGAGGAUGAAAGUCUUGCAUCACUCGUGGGGAAAUUUGGAAGAGAUGACUGGGAGUCGGUUGCGAGCUUUCUACCUGGGCGCUCUGCACAAGACUGUAAAUACCGCUUCACAGUUGUCAUAGACCCAGAGCUCAUUAAGGGAACCUGGACCAAAGAAGAAGAUCAUAAACUCAUUAAGUUGGUGUCAUUGUAUGGUGAUAAGAAUUGGAGCACAGUUGCAAAGCACUUAAAAGGUAGAAGAGGUAAACAGUGUCGAGAGCGAUGGCAUAAUCAUCUGGACCCCUCUGUGAUUAAGACACCGUGGACAAAAGAGGAAGACCUGAUAAUCAUUAAAUGCCAUUGUGUGCUGGGAACACGAUGGGCACAAAUGGCAAAAUUUCUCCAUGGAAGGACGGAUAAUUCCAUAAAAAACCAUUGGUACGCAACCCUAAAGCGUAAAAUGGACAAGGGCAUUUACAAGAUGGAAGAUAUUGAUUUGAGUGAUCUUGGACUCUACCAACCAAUAAAAGAAACAUCGACCUCCAAAAGUCAUGAUAAGUCAAUGAGAAGUGCAGAGCAGUUGGCCAAGGUAAAACGAGCGAGAAGGAAGACCUCCGUAAAAGACCUGAGUGCCAACAGUCCACCCUUCUACACUUGUUCAGAUUCACCCUCCAGCUCCAGAAGAAGUCCUCCCAUUGUGCAGUCGCAACAUAAAAUAUUUGUUGAUGGGAUAUUGCAAAUGAUUGCUGAGGACAUGCUACCCCUCAACAUUACUGAAGGUUCUGGCUUUCGAAAGUUCUUGAAUUUAAUAGGUCAUCAGUACCCACAGGUGUCACAGCGCAUGGUGAGUUUACAACUAUAUAAUGCUGUGGAGAAGACCAUCAAGCCACAGCUGAUCCAGCAGCUCAGGAAUUGUGUAUCUAUGAGUGGAGGCCACAAUGUUGUUCACAUCACUGCAGAUAUUUGGGCCAGUGAAUUUACUGAACCACUUCUUGCAGUUCAGAUGCAUUUUCUUGAUGAUGACUGGAACAUUUACAGGCCUACUGUGGCCUUUCGCCAUUUGCAGUGUAAACAAUUUGCAUCAAAAAUCGGAGGAGAACUCGAGUCGGUAAUUCUAAGCUAUGGGCUCUUCCCCCAUAACAUUGGUUAUAGUAUCGUCCACGAGGCCAAGAACAGCAUUGCAUCACAUGAUCUUUUCUGUGACUACAAGACUAUGUAUUCUGCGCAGAAGAGCGAUCCGGACGAAGAUGAAUUAUUAGAUUUUCUUGACGAUCAGGUCGCCAUAGAUGAUUUCUCUAUAGCUGAAAUUUCAUCCAGCAAACAUCUGGACUGUGUCACCACCCUACUGCAUUGUGUGAUGAAGGAGGCCCUGAAGAAGUCCAGGGUUGUUGAACGUAUAUUCUUUGAGGUGCAAAGUAUGGUGUCAUUUUUUCGCCGCAGCGCCUACUGGAAGGAGGUUCUUGCAAAGAAAUGCAAAUUCUCACUUACUAGUCCUUACAGUGCAAGCAGCUAUACCUGGAACUCUACAAUUAUCAUCUUCCAUGAAAUGAUGCAAGAGUCUGUAUGGGGCUCAGUGAUGACCGUGCUGAAUCAAGCCCGCACCGAAGCAAAAGGUGGCUCCAUUUGUCCACCGGUGGUCCAAGUUACACGUGAGCAAGUAGUGGACUUUGUAGGCUUACUGGAGCCCUUUGAAGAGGCAGUCCAGGUACUUCAGGAAGAUGGUAUCACCUUGUCCCUCAUCAUUCCUUCGAUCCUUGGACUUGAUAAAACUCUUUGGACCAAGACCAAGACGACGAAAUUCAGCUUUUUCUGCACAGCCCUUCGUUUUGGUCUCCGUGCUUAUUUCCAACCUCUGGUUUUGCAAAGAGAUUUCUUACUAGCCACAGUUCUGGACCCACGAAUCAAGCUUCAACCAUUUGACAAUGGAAAAGAAAACUUCAAGAGCACCACACUGUUUACACCUUCCAAACUGCGUGCACAUUCAGUUGUGGAGUCUGCAUUAAGUGAAGCUGAAAGAUGUACUUCAGUAGAGAUGUCUUGUGCAAACCCAGAUGAUAACAUGCAGUCCACUGACAUGGCAAUGAAAGUGUCUGAGCUGGAUCUCUAUUUAUCAGAGCCCCUGUGUGAUGGCGAUGUUUCCAUUCACACCUUUUGGAAAGAAGCUACCCGCUUCCCCCGGCUGCAAAGCAUUUGCCGCAAACUGUUGGCAGUCCCUGCGUCUUCGGGUGGAUUUAAACGGCUUUUUCCUUUAGCAUCCUGUAUUGUACGGGCCCGAAGAAGCAGACUGCCUCAACACACCACAGAACGACUUCUGCUGUACAGAGAGUAUCUAAAGAAACAUGACAUAAACACAAUGGAUUAAUAAUGGAGCCCUAGUCUUUAAAGAACUAUUGGAAAAAUGCACAGUUUUAAUGCAUUUUUUUUUUAAUUUUAUUUAAUGGUGAUAAACUUUUUUUUUUUUUUUUUUUUUACUUUCAUAAGCCUGUCAAUUUCAAUAAAGUAGAACUUAAAAUCAUGCGCUUGUGCAUUGGUUAACUUUCUUUUUAAGACUUCUUUUUAAGACAUUAAUCCAGUAUGUUGAUAUAUUGAACUGCAUGAGUUGAAUGCGCUGACACCGGCAAAAUGAACUACUUUAAAAUGGAGUAAAUACCUCGUUUAAACACAUCCUAUUUAUUUUAUUCUGCAUGAAAGAGAAUCUGCUAAUAUGAUCUGCCUCAUCAGAUGUACUGUGCUAGAACUUGCCAUUUGUAUCUGGAAGUAAUUGCUCAAAGAGUUCUCACUACACCAAAAAAAUAAAUAAAUAAAUAAAAAUUUAAUUGCAGAAAUUAAAAAAGAUUUGCAGGGCUGGCGGUGCAGGCAUACAGUUGCCUCUGCUGCAAACGUAAUUAAACCGACAAUUUUUGUAAGCAGUAUGUGGGUAAUUUUUUUUUUUUUUAGGGAGAAGGUGCCAUUUGUGUGAUGUGUCCCCAUGACUUACUACUGAUGAUAUUAUCAAUAACAGUGGUGAAACAAGUCACCCCUAGGCCAUCCAGGGACAUCCAACACAAGUAAUACAGUAGUAUGCUAUUAGUAGUAGACAAAAAUGUUUCCGUCUCUAGACAAGGCUAUAUAUUAUCUUGGGCAAGUCACAUAAAGCUGGGGUUACACUAGCAGACUCAACUCGAUUUUGGCCAAGGGUGUCACAUGCAGACUGUUUUGCUGAGAUCUCACUCUCUUCAGUGGGAGGUAUGACAUACUUGCCAGUUAAGAAUGGUGGAGGGGUGACAAACAUACCAACUCACCGCAACACUUUCUCUCUGAUUGCCUGUCAUGUGGAGCUCGCCGAAAUUACAACGGGAGUACCGCCUGAGUACAAACAAUUGUAAAAGAGUGAU